AUGGAACCAAUAGAAAUAACAGAAAUAGUAGAAACAACAAAAGCAGCAGAAACAACAGAAAUAGCCAAAACAGCAGAAAUAAUAGAAAUAGUAGAAACAACAGAAACAACAAAUACAACAGAAACAAUAGAAAUAUUAAAUACAACAGAAGAAGACAAUGCACUAUCAAAUACAGAAAAUUUAAAAUGCUUAUUUAAAAAUUUAGUAAAAAAAUAUAAAAAUACAGACCUUGAAUUAAUUGAAU
Racocetra fulgida is the source of this 244-nucleotide messenger RNA. The record is from the annotation of a GenBank genome assembly. Lineage: Eukaryota; Fungi; Glomeromycota; Glomeromycetes; Diversisporales; Gigasporaceae.